This is a messenger RNA of Diatraea saccharalis (sugarcane borer), 2452 nucleotides long. NCBI's taxonomy places the organism in Eukaryota, Metazoa, Arthropoda, Insecta, Lepidoptera, Crambidae. The record is from the annotation of a GenBank genome assembly.
ACACUCGAAGCUCAUCCUUAAGUCGCAAAACAGCUUUAGAUAUGAAGCUGAUACUAGUCCUAUCGGUUGUAGCAUAUGGCUAUGCAGCGAAAUUGGAUAGGACAUACCUUCCACCUGCUAGCGCUGCCAAUGCUGGAGGUAGCCCUGGAUCCUUGACCGCUCCUUUGGGAUCCUCUCAGCCAGGUUCUGGGCCGUCUGGGUCAAGUUUUGGCCAACAGCCUGGUUCUUUUGGACAGCAACCCGGUUCUUUCGGACAAAAUAGGCCUGGUUCCUCUAGUUCUUCUAACUUCAAUAAACCAGCUUCCCAAUAUGGAGCACCAUCUGGAUCGGCUGGUAGACAGCCCUUCGGUCAAGGCUCAGCAGCUGUUGGACAAAACGAACAAAGCUCUUUUGGUCAAUCUCCCGAAUUCGGACAAUCGCAAGGUCAAGAUUACUCUCGUCAACAGCCUGAACGCGCUCAAGCCGCCUUCGAAAGGAAUGCUGAAAUAUUGAGAUAUGACAAUCAGAAUGAUGGCGAGACUUUCUCAUACAGCUUUGAGACUUCUAAUGGCAUUUCUGCGGAGGAAUCAGGUGUUGCUACCAAUGGUGUACAAGCUCAAGGUGGUUUCUCUUAUACGGGCGAUGAUGGCGAGUUCUAUCAAGUGACUUACACGGCUGAUGAAAAUGGUUACCAGCCACAAGGUGAUCAUCUGCCUACCCCUCCGCCGAUUCCUGAUGAAAUACUCAGGUCUAUCGAAGAGAACGCGAGAGCCGCUGCUGCUGGCACACAAGAAGGCGCAUAUAAUCCUGAUGAAGAUGAAUCCGUAAGCUCAUCGCAACGAUACAACCAAGGACCAUCUCCUCAGUAUGGGGCUCCUAAUGCUGGUCGAGGCCAAGGUCCAUCCAGAUUUGGAGCUCAAGCUCAAGGUCCCUCAUCGCAGUAUGGCGUACCUAAUGCUGGUCAGCGUCAAGGACCAUCUUCUCAAUACAGUGCUUCUAAUGCUGCUCAAUCCCAGGGACCAUCAUCUCAAUACGGUGCCCCCACUACUGGACAGCGCCAAGGACCUUCUCCCCAAUUCAGUGCUUCCAAUAAUGCUCAACCUCAAGGUCCUUCUUCUCAAUAUGGAGCUCCUUCUGCCGGUCAGCGCCAAGGACCUUCUACCCAAUAUGGUGCUCCCACUGCUGGCAAAAUUCAAAGACCUUCAUCCCAGUUUAAUGCUGCAGCUCAGGGCCAAGGUCCCUCCGCUCAAUACAGUGGAGCUAAUGGGGCACAACCUCAAGGUCCUUCUUCUCAGUAUGGAGCUCCUACUGCCGGUCAACGAGAAGGCCCCUCUUCCCAAUACGGUGCUCCUAAUGCUGGCCAAAACCAAAGACCUUCAUCCCAAUUUAAUGCUGCAGCACAGCAUGGGGGCCCCUCAGCCAAAUAUGGUGCCCCCAAUGGUGCACAGACUCAAGGUCCUUCAACUCAAUAUGGAGCACCUACCGCUGCUCAGUCUCAGAGUCCUUCUACACAGUAUGGUGCUCCCAAUACUCGUGUCCCGAAUUCCAGACCAUCUGGUCUACCAAGUAGCCAAGGAUCGUCCCGUGGUCAACAACAAGGUGGUGACAAUGGAUAUGAAUACAACCGUCCUCAAUCGAGCGCUGGCUUCGGUCAAUCUCGACCUGGACAAGGUCCUCAAUCUUCUGCACCUCAACAGUACAACCGCCCUGGUGCCCAGGGUUCCUCUGCAUUCCCUCGACCAGGUUCUUUAUCUGGCCAGCAGCAAUACAACAGGCCUGGAUCCGAUGCUGGUCAAUUUGGUCCUACAGGCCCGUCUGGCUCAGCUUCUAAAGGUCAAGGAUCUUUCGGCCCUACAGGUUCGUCUAGCCCAGUGCCUAAAGGUCAAGGAUCUUUCAACCCUGCUGGACCUUUGGAAUCUGGAUCAUUUGGAUCGCCCAGACCUAGUCAAUACAGGCCAGGUUCUGGACCUUCGAUGCCUCAAUCUACACCUUACCAGUACAACCGCCCUGGAUCUCAAGAGUCUCAACCACAAAGGGGUGGAUCUCAACCAAGUCGACCUGGUCAGCGACCAGGUCAGGACUUCAGUGGACCCCGUCAACCUCCCAGCUUCAGCGAAGAAGAAGGUUAUAAAUACUAAUAUGCCAAAGUCAACGAUAGUGAAAUUCCUAAGAUACAAGAAAAAAGUUUUAUACAAAGAAGCAUAAUAUAAAAAGAAAAAAAAAAUGUAUCAUUUUGUACAGAAAUGUAUAGAAUUUAUUAAAAAUAAAUCACUGUGUGAUUGUAAUUUGUAAAUAAACGUGUUUAAAAAAAAAAACAGUCUGUUAUAUACUUUCUUUUUCAUAAUCCUCAUAAUUUUCUCAUCAGUAUACUUAAAAUACCUGCUUAUUAUUUUUACAUUCAUUUCCCAAGUUUGUGUUAAAAGAAUUAAUAUUAGCUACUCCAUAUUAGAUACUGUUAUAAUCUGUUUUCUUU